CAGCACUAUACAAUAAUAAGGGAUUUUUUAGCCAAUUGAAACGAAAUUUUCUUUUUUUACAAAUUUAAAAAAUAAAAACAUCAAUAAAGUGCAUUAAAAUUAUUAACUAGCGGCAACUAUGGAUCAUUUAGAUUUGUAUGAUAUUCUCGGUGUAACAAAAAACUCGACAGAUGCAGAAAUUAAAAAGAAUUAUCGUAAAUUGGCUAAAGAAUUUCAUCCCGAUAAAAAUCCCGAUGCUGGUGAUAAAUUUAAAGAGAUUUCAUUUGCCUAUGAGGUACUUUCGGAUCCGGAAAAACGUAAAAUAUACGAUCGUUUCGGCAUAAAGGGCCUACAAGAAGGAGCCGAUGGUUUUAGCGAUGCUGGAGAAUUCUUUUCGCAUUGGUUUCCUUUUAACAUGGGUCAACAACAACGAGAAAGCCGAGGAAAAGCUGCCCAAAUUGUUAUUAAAUUGGAAGUCACAUUGGAGGAAAUUUACAAUGGCAAUGUGUCCAAGACAGUGGAAUAUAAAAGAAGUACAUUUUGUCAGCAAUGUAAUGGCGAAGGCGGGCCAAAAGAAGGUCAAGAAAAAUGUAGUGACUGUAAUGGUUUGGGCCGUACUACGGGUUAUGUAUUUAUGGGCUUAACACCAGUGGAAACUAUAUGCUUGUCUUGCGAAGGUAGUGGUAAUAUUAUUCCUGAAAACCUGCGUUGUAUUUCGUGUCAAGGUAAAGGUCUAGUCGAAGAGAAUGUUAAGCGUGAUAUUAUUGUGGAGAAAGGAGCACCAAAUAUGCUAAAAAUGCCCUUCACCUCAGAGGGCAAUCAAGGCCUUCAUGGAAAUCGUGGUGAUUUAGUGGUGGUUCUUAUACAAGCCGAACAUCCAUUAUUUCAACGUCGCAACAAUGAUCUCAUAAUGCGUAACAUUCACAUCAAUUUGACACAGGCUCUGUGUGGCGUGGUACAUUGUUUUAAACAUUUAGACGGUAGAAAUAUUUGCAUUUCCACUCAGCCGGGUAAAGUGGUGCGACACGGUGAACUACAAGUGAUACCGGGCGAAGGUAUGCCCCUGAGAAAUAAUCCCUUUGAUCGUGGCGAUCUUUUGGUGCCAUUUGUUGUGGAGUUUCCCGAAAAUGGCUUUGCUAGUCCAGAACAACUGCAGCUACUUGAGACUUUGUUGCCACCCAGAGAACCAUUUACUCUGCCACCAGAUGCCGAGGAGGUACAAUUGAGUGAGUUUCAACCACGUGAUGAAAACGAUCGUCGUGGUGCUCAGGGUGGCAUGGAAGAGGACGAUGAAUAUGAAGGUGGUCCACAUUUUGAAAGGGUUCAGUGUCAAACCGGCUAAAAAUUAUCACAAUAUCAACUUUAUUUGGACAUAAAUAUACUAUAUUUUUUGUUUUCCUUUUUUUAUUUUUUUAUAAAGACAUUUAAAAAAAUCAUUAAAACGCUUCUAGAGCUUAAAGCUUUACAUAAUUAUGUUUAACUGGCUUUAUUUGUAUUUCUUUUUUUAAUUUAUCCCUAUUCAGUUCGUUUUAUUAUUAAACAAAUAUUAAACAAAAUUUUACGAUAUCUAACAACAAUGUAGUCUAGUAUUUAUCUAACUGGAUAUUUACUUAUCUUAACAUAAAACUUUGUUGUUUGUUCGUUCUUAAUUACUUUUCGUUUUAUAUAAUAAUACAUAAUAAAACUUAAAAACAUUAUUAAUUUAUUUUUCUUAGUUUUUAGUUUAGCCACUUAAAAAUCUCUACUUAUACUAAGAUAACUGAAACAAAAACAAAAACAUUUAUUUAAAAUAUAAAUCUACAAAAUUAAUAAUAGAAACAACAAAAUAACUAAAAAUUUAUAUUAUUGAAAAAUAAAACAAAAAAUAACAAUAAAAAACGAAUUAAAAGAAAAAA
Messenger RNA from Calliphora vicina (urban bluebottle blowfly), 1874 nucleotides. It is a transcript of the gene DnaJ-H, whose product is annotated as DnaJ homolog. Bases 119 to 1321 code for a protein of 400 amino acids. Gene Ontology annotation, biological process: protein refolding. The transcript has 3 exons. Lineage: Eukaryota; Metazoa; Arthropoda; Insecta; Diptera; Calliphoridae. Gene Ontology annotation, cellular component: cytosol; cytoplasm. Gene Ontology annotation, molecular function: Hsp70 protein binding. The record is from RefSeq and is a predicted model, not a curated record.